This is a messenger RNA of Gamsiella multidivaricata, 791 nucleotides long. RefSeq lists its product as uncharacterized. The transcript has 3 exons. Bases 116 to 592 code for a protein of 158 amino acids. NCBI's taxonomy places the organism in Eukaryota, Fungi, Mortierellomycota, Mortierellomycetes, Mortierellales, Mortierellaceae. The record is from RefSeq and is a predicted model, not a curated record.
UCUCCCCCAACUCCCCGCGGAUUUUCUCUCCCUGAAAGCCUCCCUUUGCCAUGGCCCAAAUCUGUUCAAGACGGUAGUAGAGUCUGGAACAGCAGCCCUUGUCCCCAGGGACGAUAUGCCCAUCAGAACAGUAUAUAAAGGCCUCCUCCCAUGGCUACAUCCAACCUCACAACCUCUCUACCACACCACACACUUGCAGUCAAGGCAGAUCCUAAAGCAUCACUCAUUCGGCUUCAACAACUCUCACUCUCAUGAAUACCGCAGAACAGUUACGGCAAAUGACCGCCAAGAUCACUCUUACAACGCGGCCAAUGGUAAUGUUACCACAUUGACUAGACACAACACCGGGAUCGUGAGCCACGGGGUACGGCAGACUCUAUACAAAGUAAAGAACCCCAACUCGACCCGCCCAUGUCUGAGACCAACGACUAUCCGACUCCAGCUCUCUGUUGCCUUACAAAUGUCACACGCGCAUGCUCAAUUCGACCAAACGACCGACAGACAGACUAACAGAUUGACUGGAUGGUUGGGUUGUGUAUGGUGUACGUCCUGGGUGGACAGGCCAUCGAUUGACGAUACUUUAACACUCUGAUCAUUGUAGCCGCUGCUUCGUCACAGGCAACUGUCCGACUCCUCAACGAAUUGGCACAACAGGCGUGCGACGUUACUUGUGAUGCUUGUCACGAUGUGUCUGAAGUGUGGUUGCCAUGCUCCUGCCAGCUUUUUAGGUACUAAAUCGCGGUAGAUAGAGCUUGUUGUCCAUAUUGCUUCUGGAUCGAACCUCCUGUACC